Pseudogymnoascus destructans is the source of this 4256-nucleotide messenger RNA. RefSeq lists its product as uncharacterized. Gene Ontology annotation, cellular component: nuclear origin of replication recognition complex; nucleus. Gene Ontology annotation, molecular function: ATP hydrolysis activity; DNA replication origin binding. The record is from RefSeq and is a predicted model, not a curated record. Gene Ontology annotation, biological process: DNA replication; DNA replication initiation; regulation of DNA-templated transcription. Lineage: Eukaryota; Fungi; Ascomycota; Leotiomycetes; Thelebolales; Thelebolaceae. The transcript is spliced from 3 exons. Bases 1319 to 3829 code for a protein of 836 amino acids.
AUACAAACUUCCACUCAUUCACGGCUACUAUUGUUAAGCUAGUUCCUCAAAAAUAGAACCAAAGAGAAGGAUUGUAUCAGUUUAAAUUGCUGAUAUCAAUUCACAGCUACAUAUGGACGGCCCUCUUCGGACUUUUGGGCGCCACCAGGACAUAUUCUCUCAUGGUUCACCAGUUGUCCUAUUAGUUGUCUCAUUUAUUUCUCUGUUGCGCUCUUGUUAACUACAUCAUUGAAUCCGCCUUUCCCUUACGAAUAAGCCGUAUGAUGCCCAACUUUAUGCAAGUCCUGUGUCGUACUGUACAAUCUAUACCAGAUUGACUGGAGUCAAUAUCUAGUGAGCAAUCAAAGGAAGAAUCUGAUCAAAGGACCCAGCAGUUGUCAAUAUUUUCUUACAGAUGAUGUUUCCCACAGCAGCGCAUUCAUCUCACGCCGGCUCUUGGGUCUCCGACGUUCGUGCUGGAGCGCGUUCUUGUCAAGUUGAAGGGCAAAUACCCAAUCGCCGAGUGUUCUCUACAACGCAGCGAGAGCAACGGCAGCAGCCACACCACCGACAGCCCACCCAGCGCAACCGGUAAUCUGAGGCAUCCCACCCGUGGAUGCGGAUGUCUUGACGGCCUUAGAAUCGGUCCCAGUGGUGCCGGUAGGUGUGCUGGUUGGCGCAGAAGUGGCAGCUGGCCCGGUGGUGGCAGGGGGACUCGAACCAUCAGUGCUGGUGCUAAUGGAGGCUUUACUGCCGUUGUAAAUGGAGGAUACAUCGUGGACAACAGUUGCGGGGCCCCAAAGCGUCUCGGCAGCUUUGCCAGUAAGAGUCAUUGUCGCGUCAGUCUUGUCAGAAUCACUCUCGAAAUUCGGAGAACCCGGUAUUAUACUGGUCAAGGGGAAGGGAAAGGCCCAACCAGACCUUUCAGUAGUUAAGGAUCACAAACCUUGCACCCCAUCUUCAUAUAAGGCGUGCUUAGUCAUGUAACCUUAUCAGAAACGACACAUUGGUCGCCGUAUUCGACCCCUUUGUGGGUUAUUAUAAUUUCACAGAGGGAGUUUAUGUGGUUUUUUAAAUUGUAACUGCGGUUUCUAUCGAAUCCAUGUUUUGCCUUUUUGUCGAUACUUGACAUGGCGGCAAACAUGGACCGUGCAGGUAUGUACCCCUUCACACCAAUUAGCGUAACGCGUCUCAGCGCGACAAUUAUAUUCCACAUUUCCCUACCUGGGACCAAGCCAAAGUGGUCGUGUCUACUACUUCUUGAGGUCAAUAUUACCUGAUAUGCAGCCGCGAAACUGAUUUACGGCUUCUAUCAUGCUGGAUUGGCAGUUUAUUAGCAAUGGGUUCGAAUAAGCGCAGUCGCCCGUUGGAGCAGCAGGUCAACGAUUCCUCGCCAAUGCCAAGCUCUGGCCGACUGUCUGCGAAGAGGAGGAAGGUGAGCGGCAGUGGAUCGUCACCUUCAACACCAAAUUCUGUGGAGGUCGUGAAGAGGACAUUGGGCAGAGCUGUGAGCCUGAAAGAGAAUGAGCCUAUCGACGAUGACUCGAACCCGGAACCUUCCCCAACAAAGCAGCUCCUGGAAGAUGAAGCUGCUGUCGAAUCGAUGAGCCUAAAACCUACAAACGAAGCUGGAGCAGAGGCGGCACCGGAGUCUGAGCCACCAGACCGCUUUGCAGGACGCCAGGCGCGAAAGUCGGGGCGCUAUUCGACAGAGGUCGCCGAAAGGCCGGUCCUGGAGCCGAAGAGCAUCUUGACACCCAGCAAGAGAGGACGGGGCAGGCCACGGAAGAGCGUCGCUUUUGAACUGACGACAUCGGGGGAGGGUGACGUGGAUCUGGGAUUUAAAGAUAUCCCCAUAGACCAGCCGCCUCCAAUUGAGACCCCGACACCACGAAAGAGAGGCACACCUCCAAAAAAUAGCGACCCCCAAGAGCAACCCCAAGGGCUCUUACAACCCGAGGAAGCCGAUACCGCAGAUGCAUCACAAGAAGCUAUACCACAAAAGAGAGGGAGAGGGAGACUGCGAAAAAAUCAUGACCCCCAAGAGCUCUCACGGGGGGGGAAUGUCACCACAGACGUGUCAGAAGAAGCUGUACUGCCAAAGAGAGGGAGAGGGAGACCUCGAAAAAUCCGCGACCCCAACGAGCUCUCAAAACCUGAGAAAUACACUAAAUCACCUAGAAUACCAAUUAUUGUGGAGCCAGAUGACGAAGAGGAGGAAGACGAGGAAGUUUGUGCUAUAUGUGAGAAUGGAGACUCUGAAGCCCCGAAUGAGAUUAUAUUCUGCGAUAGUUGCGACCUUGCUGUACAUCAAGAAUGCUACAAUAUUAUCACGAUCCCUGAAGGCGAAUGGUUAUGCAGCGACUGCCAACUAGAGGAUCCAGCAAUAGAGACGGCUGAUGUUCAAGAAACGGUUCCAGAAAUGGAUGCCGAGUCUAUUUUUGACAUUGGCGGAUCGGAGCCACCAGCUAUACCAGGGCUGGAAGACCAUCUAAUGGCUAUGCAAAGGCUUUUGCUAGACAAAUUAACGGGGCGUAAGAGGCUGAAGUUGCAUGAUCUCGAUGACGAGUUUCAAAAAGUAUAUCAAGUUGUUGAGCAGACGGUCAUGUCAGGAGAGGGAAAUUCUAUGCUCGUCAUAGGGGCGAGAGGUUCUGGAAAGACAACUCUUGUUGAAACAGUUAUAUCAGAUCUCUCAAUUGAGCAUCGACAGAACUUCCACGUCGUUAGGCUUAAUGGAUUCACGCACACAGAUGACAAGCUAGCGUUGCGGGACAUCUGGAGGCAGUUGGGCCGCGAAAUGGAAGUCGAAGAGGACCUGACUGCUAAGACCAACAAUUAUGCCGAUACGUUGACUUCGUUGUUAGCUUUAUUAUCACAUCCCACUGAGCUGUCGGAAGAUAACGCAAACCACAUGGCAAAGUCGGUUGUUUUCAUUUUAGACGAGUUCGAUCUUUUUGCAUCGCAUCCACGCCAAACUUUGCUCUACAAUCUUUUCGAUAUUGCCCAGGCGAGGAAAGCGCCCAUAGCUGUCUUGGGUGUGACAACAAAAAUCGACGUCGUGGAGAUGCUCGAAAAGAGAGUUAAAAGUCGAUUUAGCCACAGAUACGUGCAUCUGCCACUUCCGCGAAGCCUUCCAGCAUUCUGGGAGAUAUGCAAGGAAGGACUUCAAGUGGAUAUGGAUGAACUCGUUGAUGGGGGAUUUGAUCCCGGGUUGCCUGGACAGGAGGAGUUCCUCGAGUACUGGGACUCAAUGAUUAACUCUCUAUACAACGAUGAUGCACCCUACAAAGCUCAUCUACAAAGGAUCUUCUACAGAAGCAAAUCCAUCCCCGCCUUCUUCAGCACCUGCAUCCUCCCCAUCGCGAGCCUCACACCUCGCUCCCUCCCACUCACCUCAGCCUCAUUCCCCGUCCAAUCUACCCUCUCUCCCCCCGACUCGAAGCUCCACAUCCUCCAGGGGCUCUCUGACCUCGACCUCACGCUCCUCAUAUGUGCCGCGCGCCUCGACGUCGUCCUUGACACCGACACGUGCAAUUUCGCAAUGGCAUACGACGAGUACUCGACUCUAACAGCAAGGCAAAGGAUCCAGGCCAGCAGCAGUGGCAUUGGGGCACUCAGCGCUAGUUAUAAAGUGUGGGGCCGCGAGGUGGCUAUGGGGAGCUGGGAGACGCUGGUCGACUACGAGCUGCUUGUUCCGGUUAGCAUGGGAGCAGGGCCGAUGGGUGGCCUUGGGGGAGGGGGUGUUGGGAGGGAAGGCAAGAUGUGGAAGGUGGAUGUUGGGUUGGAGGAGAUCGCUGGCAGUGUGGGCGGGCUUACAAGUGUCAUGACGAAGUGGUGUAAGGAGAUUUGAGCAUGUGCUUUGUCAUGAAUUGCUGUACCGGCAUGAUGAUAUAAUGACAAGAUAUAGACGGUGAAGAUAGAGUGCUAUACUUCGUACGCAUCGGCAUGAAUGUAAUACAAACCUUAAUGCCCGGCAAUUUGUUUGACACAGUGCCGCCGACGCUAACAGCUGCCAAAUAUAAAUUCUUCGACAGGGUAGUCUCAAAGAAACAACAAUUGGGAAGUGAGCGGUCCUGUAACCGCGCAGCUCACAAACCUCAAAUACAAAAAUAUCAAUAGCCGCCCGCAAUGUCUCUCCUCUGUAUCCACAAUCCCGUAUCUUCACCACCUAAGCGCCCACAAAAGCUUCACUCUCGCCUGUGGACAAGUAGCGCGUCAGCGUGACAGGGACCCUGAAACGAAGCUUCUUCGCUUGGCGCCAAACACGCAAAUGAGCG